Oryzias melastigma (Indian medaka) is the source of this 1350-nucleotide messenger RNA. It is a transcript of the gene wdr82, whose product is annotated as WD repeat domain 82. Bases 238 to 1179 code for a protein of 313 amino acids. Gene Ontology annotation, cellular component: Set1C/COMPASS complex. Gene Ontology annotation, molecular function: protein binding; chromatin binding. The transcript is spliced from 9 exons. NCBI's taxonomy places the organism in Eukaryota, Metazoa, Chordata, Actinopteri, Beloniformes, Adrianichthyidae. The record is from RefSeq and is a predicted model, not a curated record.
AUGUGGUUAGUGUGACCAGCGUCACCGACGUCGUGAAACGGGCGGUGCUUUUCCCUCCGUCUCCGCCGUGGAGUAAAAAUUACUACAGUUGUCGUUUUUGAAACAAACUUCUUAUAAUUAAUAUUUUUUUGUUAUCUUGGUUGCAGUUUAUACCCUUUCACGAACUGCGUUCGCUAACAUCUGCAAGCAUUUUUAAGGAAAGCGAGGAUCUACUUCCUCUCAAAUAGGCAGGUCACUAUGAAGCUAACAGACAAUGUGCUGCGGAGCUUCAGGGUUGCUAAAGUGUUUCGAGAGAACUCAGACAAAAUAAAUUGCUUCGACUUCAGUUCGAAUGGAGAAACUAUUAUUUCCAGCAGUGAUGACGACUCGAUAGUUUUGUACGACUGCCAGGAAGGAAAACCCAAGAGGACUCUGUACAGUAAGAAGUAUGGAGUGGAUUUGAUCAGGUACACUCACGCUGCAAACACUGUCGUCUACAGUUCCAACAAAAUUGAUGAUACCAUCAGAUACUUGUCCCUUCAUGACAACAAAUACAUCCGGUAUUUUCCUGGACACACCAAAAGAGUGACUUCUCUCUCCAUGUCUCCUGUGGAUGACACAUUUAUUUCUGGCUCAUUAGACAAAACCAUCAGACUGUGGGAUCUGCGGUCACCAAACUGCCAAGGUUUGAUGCAUUUGCAAGGGAAGCCGGUUUGUUCUUUUGAUCCAGAAGGUCUCAUUUUUGCUGCCGGCAUCAAUUCAGAGAUGGUUAAACUCUAUGACCUGCGCUCAUUUGACAAGGGUCCUUUUGCAACCUUCAAGCUUCAGUACGACCGGACGUGUGAGUGGACGGGACUCAAAUUCAGCAACGACGGAAAACUCAUUCUUCUAUCCACAAACGGAGGAGCCCUUCGCAUCUUGGAUGCUUUUAAGGGCGUCGUUCUACAUUCCUUUGGGGGAUACAACAACAGUAAAGGUGUAACACUUGAAGCUUCUUUUACUCCAGAUUCUCUGUUUGUGAUGAUCGGCUCUGAGGAUGGAAAGAUUCACGUGUGGAAUGCAGAGAGCGGGAUGAAGGUGGCGUUGUUAGACGGGAAGCACACGGGGCCCAUCACAUGUCUGCAGUUUAACCCCAAAUUUAUGACCUUCGCCAGCGCCUGCUCCAACAUGGCAUUCUGGCUUCCUACCAUCGAUGACUGAACAGAAAAAAACUGCUUCUAUCAAGCAAGCCAGCAGGGGGCAGCAGUCAGCUCUUCAGAUGAGCAUUACAAGCAGCAGGAUGAAAAAAUAUUGUACAGAAGGCAACAUGUGAUUUAUUUCUUGAUUGUUUUUUAUAUUUCUAUUUAACAAUAAAUCUUUUUGUUUGUAAAA